AUCGAGCCACGAAGGCUGCGCCGCACUGCGUACCGACUUUGUACGAUAUUACGCGCCGAAACUUUUUUUCGCAUGAAAAAGGUUUUCAAAAAAAAAAAUUGUAAUUUGAGAAAAAUGUUUUGAUAUGUGACUAUGUGCAUUAUUUGUGAUGAAUUGUUUUGCAUAAACAAAAUUUUUAGUUGUUAAUAUGUGAUUUUGGAUUAUUGUGGAACCCCGAAAAAUGUGUGAUAACGAUUGCGUCAUCGAGGGUACUGUGAAGUUUAGGGAUGGAAAAAAGUGGAAAUCAAGAUGGUGUGUCAUGCGAAAAUUGUCGCCAGUUGCAGAUUGUCUGCAUCUGCAACUAUACAGAGACUCCAAAGACCGAUACAAACAAGGCCAAACUAAAGCCUCUUUGUCCCUACAACACUUCCUGGGACUUGAAUCUGGAUUCACGCUGGACAAAGAAUCGCAUACGGUUGCAAUCGUAUGCCAGGACGUUGUGGUGGUGCUGGCUUUCGAUAAUCGAGAACGUUUGAUGCAGUGGCAAAUUAAAUUGAGCUCUCACCUGAAUGAUGGCCCACAUUUUUUGGUGCUGGUGUCAAGCUCCCCUUUGAAAACCAAGCUUCCACCAGGUCCAGCUAGGUUGCACGUUCAAGAGCGAAGCUUCUGCCUUACAACUGGUGUACCUCCUAGGGUGGCCGGACAAUGGCAAAUAGCUGACCUGAGGAGGUACGGGGUGGUCGAUGGUAGGUUUUGUUUCGAAGGUGGUUCCAGGUGCCUCAAAGGAGAAGGAUUGUAUGUACUAUUGGCUGAUCAAGGAGACGAAAUUAUGGCAGCUCUACAAGCGGCUUCUACUGGUAACUUGCAUGCUUCGAGAAAAAGGCCUGUGUCUAGGAAUAUGUCAGUUAUGGAUAGUCCUGCUAGAAGACCCCAAAUGCGAGGUGGCGUAGCCUUAGAAUUAAGAGAAAGCGAAGCCUCCCUAACAUCCAGAGCCAACUCUCCUUACACCGACCUAGAAAGCAACUACGGCUGCGGCGACAGCAUUUCGAACGAUGGCUGGAAUCAGCCUUCCAUUGAACGAUGCAUGAGUUGCAUCAGUAAAUUGGGUGCGAUGUCUAGAUCGUCCACCGCAACAGUUACCAUGGGCCCUACACUGGGCGCUCCUUGUUGGGAGCACACGUGCGAUCGACAUUCGAUUAGUAGUUCUAGUGAUAGUUCAGGUUGGAGCCAGGCCGUCACUAGGCCUCCUCAAAGACCUCCUAAACCAGGGUCCACUUCUCCGUCGCCAAAGAAACCCGCUGCCCCGCUUCCUAUGUCCUACGACAAUUAUGAUGUUCCUAAAAUGCCGUUCCCAGUGGAACCAAAUCACAAUGAUCAUUACGACACGCCAAGAAAGUUAAAAGAGUGCAUCGGAUUCGAAACAGUUCAAAAACCGUGCGGUUGUAUUUUGAGAAUCCGACAACCGGAACCAGAAAGACCGUGCGUCUGUCAACGCCUCAUGAGCUGCUGGUCGGCUCCAGAGGAUUCUGUUCAUGCCGUCUAUGCCACUGUAGAUUAUAGCAAAAAGACUUAUCGAUGCCAUCCAAAUCCAGGCACAACGAAUUACGCCAAUUUAACCCCAGUAACGAAUCCGAACAAUGUAAAUAAUAAGAAACAGACAACGAUAGUGGGUUGCAACUACGAAAAUAUGGAAUUUGCUCACACGUUGCAACUAUACGAAAAUGGCAAAGAGAUUUCGGAAAAAGCUCGUGCCCUUUGCAACAAAUGCGGACACGCGCAAAACGACUAUUUACUUAUGGAACCCAGCAAAACUUUAAGUCAAGCACAUCCAGGAUAUAUCCCAAUGUCACCAGCAGUGAAACAGCGCCUAAGCAAAGUACUGUCCAACAGCAAUCCCAAUUUAGGUCCAGCACCGGAUCGUUCCAGUAAACCAGCUUCUGGAUCUGCAAUGCUGCAUGCCGGCGAUGUUUACCAAAGAAAACAAAUUCUGGAUAAUGCAGACGACAUUGAUAGCGCUAGAAGAAAGCGUUCCAAUAGUGCAGAUUCCAGCACAAGUCGAGUGGAACCUGAACCAGAACCAGACGUCACUUCACCCUGCAAGUGUGUAGGACAAAUGACACAGGCAGCGCAGUUAGUACGUCGUUCAUCUAGCGUACCCUGCAAAUCGAAUCGUGAUUCGUCCAGUUCUAACGAUUCAGGAGUUUUUGAAUUGCCAAGACGUACUCAAAUGCAUGCCAAUGUCACUCUUCCCAGAAGAUCCAAAAGUUCUGAUCCACUACGUGAUUUAAGUUUUCAAUUCAAUAAAGCAGCUUCCGAAGGGAAAUCGGCUAGUGCUGAAGCUGAAGUACCCGUUUGUCCGAAUGGUAGUACCAGCAGCGGCACCUCCGACAUGUCAGACUACUUUGAGACUCUCUCUUUGUCCUCGCACAGUUCCAGCGUGGAACCUCCGCCACCUUCGUGUACAUUGAGACCUCGAUCCGGCAACGAAUAUUUGAGCAUGCAACGACUGAUUGCUCCAGUGCCUGAAGAGCACCAUUAAAACUAGUCAUUCUAAAGAAGAACUUUAUCGAGCAAUAAUGGAUGUUAUAGUCGUUUUAUUUUGUGUGGAUAUUUCAAAGGCAUUGUAAUUCUGGUUUCUGACAUCAGAUUCAUUAAAAUUUGUUCUUUAGAUAAUCUACACACAGUCAAGACACUCUCUGUAUCUUUUCUGUGAAUGGAAUACUGGAUGUCAGGUAGCUAAUUUUUUUUAAAAAAAGAGUAGUUUUUUCUGUUACUCAAAUGUUGGACACCCGGUACUUAUAUAAGUUUUAUACUGUAGUAUAUAGGUAGAAUUUGUACCCUCCCUAGUCCCUGUUUUAAAAAUAUUAUUGUAAAAACUUUUUUUUUAUGUAUGUUAUUAUUAUUAUAUUUAUUUAGGUUUAGUUUUGCAUAAUAUUACGGAAUUGCGUAUUCGGGGUGUCUUUGCUGCUCUAGUUUGUUUUUUUUGUAUAAUUUUAUGAGUAAAAGUCCUAUAUGAUACAGGUGUAUACAUAAACUACUUAUUUAAUAUAUUAUUGCAUACAAUGUAUAAUCAAUUUAAUCAUUUUUUUCCCCUUGUAUAAAUAAUAUAAUGUAUUUACCUAAUGAUUAAAUAAAUUAUUCGGAGUAAACUUA
Messenger RNA from Ceutorhynchus assimilis (cabbage seed weevil), 3132 nucleotides. NCBI's taxonomy places the organism in Eukaryota, Metazoa, Arthropoda, Insecta, Coleoptera, Curculionidae. The record is from the annotation of a GenBank genome assembly.